Messenger RNA from Microdochium trichocladiopsis, 1000 nucleotides. Its product is annotated as cell cycle control protein cwf14. Gene Ontology annotation, biological process: mRNA splicing, via spliceosome. NCBI's taxonomy places the organism in Eukaryota, Fungi, Ascomycota, Sordariomycetes, Xylariales, Microdochiaceae. Gene Ontology annotation, cellular component: spliceosomal complex; nucleus. The record is from RefSeq and is a predicted model, not a curated record. The coding region runs from base 171 to 620 and encodes 149 amino acids. The transcript has 2 exons.
GCAACUUCCAAGAGCUUUUCACGAUCGUCUCGUAACCUCACAUCGAACUACAACACGACGGCCCAGCCGUAAGACUUGUGCUCAAGACAAAGUCUUUGAUCAGGCGACCAACGCCACGUCACAGUAGCACCCCUUGCUCCCGCUCCACCGACUUGGGAUACCCAUAAGACAUGCCCGCCAUCCGAACACAUGCGUCACGAAACAAGAAACCGCCGGCAGGCUUUGACAACAUACGCGAUGAUCUUGAAGUCUUCAACAUCAAGAUGAAGGAUGCUCAGAAUGCGCCGAAUAACAACGUGGCCAAGUCGCAGGCGACGUGGCCCAUCUUCCAAAUCGCCCAUCAACGCAGCCGUUAUGUAUACGAGCUUUAUUACGAGAAGGAAGCGAUCAGCAAGCAGCUCUAUGACUGGCUGUUGAAGAAUGGCUACGCCGAUGCCAUGCUGAUUGCGAAAUGGAAGAAGCAGGGCUACGAAAAGCUAUGCUGUUUACGGUGUAUCCAGACGAAAGAGACCAACUUCCAGUCGACUUGUAUAUGCAGGGUGCCAAAGGCCCAAAUGAAGGACGAAGGCGAUAUCCAGUGCGCAAGCUGCGGGUGUCGAGGAUGUGCCUCGAGUGAUUGAGGCGGCCUUUAUGGCAGAAUACGAGAUACCCAUUGUUGCUUCUUGUUUUUGCGUGGCGUUCGUGGUUACAUGGGCAUAGAAAUCGCGGUGCAUAGCAUGAUACAGGCAUACAGUAAUGACGACCGGGACGACCGCUAGGCGGGCUUGGGAACAUGUCGAGCUUGCAGCUCUGUCGAGUCGACGUUGCGUGGUCCGUAGUGCAUGCCAGAGGCGCCGUGCGGUCGUCCUCGGGGGGAAUUGCUUGCCAAGCAGAGCGAACGGGAUUAUUGAGUUGCCAGCAGUUUUGCCUGGCGUCCAAGGGGUGCCCAUCAUCAAAAGUACUUUUCUCUGGGCCAUGACAAGUCGAGUUGACCACAUUUCGCAGAAGCCUAGACACCGGU